Messenger RNA from Prosopis cineraria, 1022 nucleotides. RefSeq names its product NDR1/HIN1-like protein 12. Bases 137 to 841 code for a protein of 234 amino acids. NCBI's taxonomy places the organism in Eukaryota, Viridiplantae, Streptophyta, Magnoliopsida, Fabales, Fabaceae. The transcript has a single exon. Gene Ontology annotation, biological process: defense response to other organism. The record is from RefSeq and is a predicted model, not a curated record.
UCUCUGCUCCAUCAAUUCAGACUCACUAUCCUCUACUUUUAACAUUGUUCGCUAGCCACCACCACUCUGUCUCUUUCCUAAGUCACAUUCAUACACAGACACACAGUCCCUUUCAACCUGCUUCUUCACUAUAUCAAUGGAGGAUCAUCAUCAAGUUCCUCCCCCUAGAGAACGCCCCAACCUUCGCCAAAACCAAAAUUAUCAGCCCCCACCGACCCCUGUAAAGCCCAUGUCCAAGCCCACGGAUUCAUCAAGCUACCGGCCGGACGAGCCCAACCGGCGGGCCCUCUGCACCUGCAUCACCACCGUCGUCCUCCUUGUUGGCCUCCUGAUCUUUGUCCUCUGGCUCAUCUACCGCCCCUCCAAGCCCCACUUCGCGGUGGUCAGUGCCGCCGUCUACGGCCUCAACGCCACCACGCCGCCGCUGAUGUCAACCUCCAUGCAGUUCACUAUCGUCAUACAGAACCCCAACAGGCGCGUCGCGAUCUACUUCGACACCCUCAACGCCUAUGUGUCGUACCGGAGCCACCCCAUCACAACGCCGGUUGCGUUUCCGGCGCUUUACAUGGAGGAGCACAGCUCGGUGUCUCUGUCUCCAAUGAUUGGAGGGUCGCCGGUGCCGGUUUCGCCGGAUGUGUCUAAUGGGUUGGCAAUGGACGAGGCGUAUGGUGUGGUGGGGGUGAGCGUGAUCAUGCAGGGCAGGCUGAGGUGGAAGACCGGAGCUAUAAGAACUGGGCAUUAUGGGAUUUACGUGAAGUGUGACGUCAUGAUGAGCUUGAAGAAAGGGGUCACCGGUCAGGUCCCUCUGACCGGAGCUCCGGCAUGCUACGUGGAUAUAUGAAGAAGAUUCGUGCUACUAUGGAGUGCCGAAACAGUUCGUUAAAGAGCUACAUAAUGUUAAUUUUCUUAUUAAUCACUGCCUCCCAUGUAUUCUUCAUUUUCCUUCUCUUUUUUCGGUUUCAUACUCGCAAUCAUAUUCGUAUUUGUAUUUCCGUGACAAAUAUUGUACUUCAAUUUUCUUA